AUGGUUGAUAAACAUUCACAUCAGUGGCCUUGGGCGGUUACUAUCAAAAUUGACGAGCCAUGCACGGGGUCACUAAUCAAGGACGAGUGGGUGCUGACUGAUUAUAACUGUGGAUAUCUGUAAGAGACUAUUUGAGUACUUUCCUUUUAACCUUUGUGUUUAUUUUUGCUUGUUAACGUGACACAAAAGGUCACAGAAAGGUGGAAGUGGAAAGCCUUAACCUCUUUUCAAGACGAUUCAGUCUGUUUGGAGACUUGAUGGCUAUCUGCUGAAAUUUUCCAAGCAGGGCGGAAACGUUUACUCAAGCAAAUCCAGUAAAUCAGUUAUGUGGAUGAACAGGAUUAAUCUGUGCACAUCAGAGUCUGACGCAUUCUGGAAGGUCGAGCCAAGAUGCGUAAGCCCAAGGAAAGCCAUCUUUUAGGUUAAACUGUGGAGAGGCUGGAUUAUGAACAUUGUAGGCGUGGCUAACUGCACUAUUUAGGCCACACCCACCAGUUAUCUUCUGUUACUUCUAAUGCUUGUCAGUUUUGGAUGCUGAUUCCAUAUGAAGUCAGAACCCACAUGGAAACCAUGAUUUUAGUCUGAAAUAUUUCCAACACCAACUUCUUGUAGAGUUGUUUCGUGAAGGUGGACAAGUUUGACAUGAGCAUCUUCUUUUUCUUUUUGGUCUCUUAAAGCACUGAUAGCUACACGAUGGUGCACCUCGGAUACAAGAACAUGUCGGAUCCAAUGAACCCAUAUGAAGAAUCGAGGACAGUUGACUCAAAAAUAUGCAGUGACGAAUUUCAUGUUUGUCUUCUGCUGCUGUCGAAACCCGUCACCUAUACAGAUACCCUCUCUCCAAUCUGUUUAGCUGCAAGAGACAGCUUUUUCAACUCGGGCAUGGAUGCCUGGGUCCCCAGUGGUGAGAUCACAGAACAUGCAUACAGUGGCAAACAUUUAUGAAUCAACACUAACACAGGCUUUGAUUAAACUGCAUUAAAUAAAGUUAAGUUUACAUAAUAGCAUUUUAAUCUUGACUUUGACUUGUUUCUGUCUAGGUUCAGAGUCUGGGGGCCACGAGCUGGUACAGAUUAUUGGAAAAAACCAAUGCAAAUGCCAAUUGCCUCAGGAUGACGGCGACUUUUUCAUCUGUGCUGGACCACCAGAGGAGGGCGAGGAGAGGGCGGAGAGCAAGGAGAGUGAGGAGAGCGAGGAGAGCGAGGAGAGCAAGGAGAGCGAGGAGAGCAAGGAGAGCGAGGAGAGCGAGGAGAGUGAGGAGAGCGAGGAGAGCAAGGAGCACAGGGUCAAGAGAAGCUUUGGGAGGGGCAGAAGAAGUCUAAAGACUCAUGAGGUGCCGGGUAGAUGUCAUGUAGGUACAAUUUUUGAUCUUUAACUGAUUUCCCAUUUUCGUCUGAUCAGUUCAAGUUCACCUGAGUAAAGGGGACCUGUUUACAAACUGAACUAAGGCUGCAACAACGAAUCGAUUAAGUCGAUUCGUCGUGACGAAAAAAUUCGUUGCCAACUAAUUCUGUAAUCGAUUUGUCGGGUCUUUAUAUAUGUCCAUGGACACCGGCAUGUAAACAUCAGCAGGACGCACAGAAAAGAAACAGCCAUGGCCGAGACAGCGGCUGAGAAAAACAUGGACACAACCCAACCCAAAUCCAGACCUAAAACAUCAGUGGUGUGGGAAAACUUUACCAAGACUGAAAAGGAAGGCGUUCAGUGCAACAUUUGCAAAGACCGUUUUGCAUGGCACGGGAGUACAUCGAUGAUGCGCGAGCACAGGGCUCUCAAGUCUCAAGCAUUCAGCGUAUGACACACGCAUUCCCACUCGUUCACACGCUGACACACCACACAUUGUAUUUCUCACGCAUUUUGAACACGGUGAUGUCCACGAAGUUGCACUUCUUUGACUAUGGAACAGGUGGAAAUCAGCUGAGUUUCUCCGAGAGUUCAGAAGUUGCGUGCCACGCGCAAGCCAAUCAAAUAAAGUAUAUCUACUGAACAGCCAAUCAAAAAGCAGCAUUGUUGUAUCCGGGUAGAUUUUGAUAUCUUGCGGUUUGACUACAGAAGAAGACAGACACUCGCCGAAAUAGAGCAGGUUUUUAUUAGGACGAGAAAGACCGGAUGAUUACAGUAAGUCAGUAACCUACACAUGCAGAGACCUCAACACCUCAUGGCAGAUAAACCCAUAUGAUAAACUAAAGCCCUAUGCUAUUGCUAUUUACAGCUGCAUUGAUGAAUUUAGCCUGUUUAUCCGAUUAAUCGAUUAGUUAUUAAAAUAGUCGGCAGAUUAAUCGAUUAUCAAAAUAAUCGUUAGUUGCAGCCCUAAACUGAACCUCCACAGAGUGAUGUCAAAAACCUGCAAGUGUGGAGUGGGACUAGAUUAUCACUCCCAUCACUCCAUUCGAUUCCCGCCUUGCCUUGCCGUUUGCUGGCUGUAUCGUAGGCUGAUACGACACGACCGGUAAACAAGUCGAAAAGCCAUGGACGCCUACUGUUGUAACGUUUAGCCGUUGUUAGCUGUUACUAGCAAUAGCAGUUGAAAAGAACGCAAAGCAUGGUAUUUUACUCAUACAAGUGCAUACGUAGAAGCUCCUGAUGUAGCUUCUACAUUAGAGGUUCCAAUGUACUGAAAGUAGCUUAGCUGUCUGAUCAGUCUGUCUAAUCAUUCAUGAAAUGCAGAACACUGUAGUAAAGUCAGUUUGUUAGGAACAAAAACAAUUCAAAACAUCAAUAAUAUUUAUAGCAAAGAAUUGAAUAUCUGGUAAAAACCACAAGUGUCAUUACCAUGAAAAUCAUAUCAAAAUCUUACCCCCUACCUCAAUAGGUCCCGGUUUGUCUUCGUUUCAAGGGCUGUGUACCCCUUGCCUUUAGCCCUUCCCCUUAACCUUACAGAGAACUGGGAUACGCCUUUGCUUAAAUGCGCAAAACCGGGGGCUGAGGGGUAAGACAAGGGGUUAGGGGGUACAAUUGGGGUUGGCCCUUAAUCCCAUUUUUCGUGCACCACACGAGUUCCUUAUCCUUGACGGCCACUUGACUGACUCCUUGUUCUUGACAACUUUUUGCUUCUACCUUUGUCAGUUUUGAUUUUAUAGUUCUGUUUUAAGUCAAAAGUUUGGUCGCCUUUUUGAGACUCAAUCCAGGUUUGAUGAUGAUCAAAAAGGUCUAACCUUCUGUGCUCUGACAGGAUGGAUGUUUCUGUGCUAAUUUUUUCACUCGCAAAUUUCCUCUGCUAGAGAAAUAACUGUGAAUCCUUCCCAACAGGAUCGGUCAGGGUCUGCACUGGUGGUCAUUGUCAAUGAUACCUGGGUCCAGGUUGGCUUAAGUCACCUUGGUGGUGUUUGCCCCCGACAUGAAUUUCUCAACUCCUACAUCCCUGUGAGUGCGCUCGAGGACUUCAUCGCCCGUGAAACAAACAACAGCAAUAUAGGUUUCAUCGAUUUCGAACCUCAAGAAGAGGACCCAGACAAAUACUACACCUGUCCUACGGAACCACUACCUCCUUUGUGUGCAGGUCCUCUCGGGUGUCCCAUACCUCCAACACAUGAGUGUGAAUUUCCAGAUCCAGUUUUAGGCUGCCUGACCAUAUUUGACAGUGGUAUCAGCGUAAUGCCCUCCACCCUCUUCAUCUCACUCUGUGUUCUGGCUCUUUCCUACUUGGGUUAUUUCUACUAA
This is a messenger RNA of Xyrichtys novacula (pearly razorfish), 3660 nucleotides long. The record is from the annotation of a GenBank genome assembly. NCBI's taxonomy places the organism in Eukaryota, Metazoa, Chordata, Actinopteri, Labriformes, Labridae.